This is a messenger RNA of Ustilago hordei, 1227 nucleotides long. RefSeq lists its product as uncharacterized. Lineage: Eukaryota; Fungi; Basidiomycota; Ustilaginomycetes; Ustilaginales; Ustilaginaceae. The transcript has a single exon. The record is from RefSeq and is a predicted model, not a curated record. The coding region runs from base 1 to 1227 and encodes 408 amino acids. Gene Ontology annotation, biological process: endoplasmic reticulum to Golgi vesicle-mediated transport. Gene Ontology annotation, cellular component: endoplasmic reticulum-Golgi intermediate compartment; COPII-coated ER to Golgi transport vesicle; Golgi membrane.
AUGUACCAACCACAAGAUGGCUACCCAUCACGGUCGCCCCCGCCGCUUCAGCAUCCCAUCCCAACACAUCCUCCGUUCAAGGUCCCUGACCCGCCCAUCUCGCCCAACCCUGUUCCUCAAGCUUCCGUCACAGACCCACACGUUUCAUCGGCUCUACGACGAGGAGGACCUGCUGCCAACCUCCAAGCAGCUGCAGGAGGCGGGUACCAACGUUUUGCAUCUCCACCCAUUCAGUCACCUCCAAACCAGUCAGCCUAUGCUUCUUCAUCUUAUGUCUCGCAACAGCCCAACCAAGGCUACUUCCCCGGCACUGGCGCUGCUGGAGCUCAGCAACAGGGCUGGGGUGGUUUCCCUGGCUUCGGCGGUGCAGGCGGACCUCCAAUUAUGAACGAUGCUACCGCACAGAUGGGUGUUCAGUUCGGCCAGCACAUGGCAGCAGUCGGUGGCGAAUACGUCCAAAAGAACUUCAACGCUCUUCUUCCCAUGCCUGUACUCAAGCACUACUUCAACGUCUCCAACUCCUACGUUCUCCAUAAACUUCGCAUCGUCCUCUUCCCAUGGCGUCACAAACCUUGGUCUCGUGCACACCGUCACUCUGCCGGUGGCGGAGGCGUUUCUUCCGCCUACUCAGAGACUCCUUCCGCUGUCAAAACCGCCUCUUCGGGUCAAGAAGGCUACCUUCCACCCCGAGACGACGUCAACUCUCCCGACCUUUACAUCCCCACCAUGGCUUUCGUCACGUACAUCAUCCUAACCAGCGUCAUUCUCGGUCUUGAAUCCCGUUUCCAUCCCGAAGUUCUCGGCCUACGCGCAUCCCGCGCUCUCGCAAUCAUCCUCGUCGAACUAGCCGCCAUCAAACUCGGUACCUACCUUCUCAACAUUCAGGGAGAUCACACAAUGAUGGACCUCCUCGCAUACUCCGGCUACAAGUUCGUCGGUACACUGAUCACGCUUAUGGUGGGAUUGUUGAAGGUGAGGGGCUUGGUGUAUUGGAGCGUCUUCUUGUACUGUUUUGCGGCGAAUGCGUUCUUUUUGUUGAGGAGUUUGAGGUAUGUCGUGUUGCCAGAUCCUAGUUCGCCUUCGAGUCAGACGAUUACACAUGCACAGAGGUCGAGGAGGAUUCAGUUUUUGUUCUGUAUUGCGGUGGCACAGAUCGUGUUCGGCUGGGCUUUGAUUAUCGGCAUCUUUAAGGAUACUCCGCUGACGAAGGCUAUCAAGUCGGUGUAG